This is a messenger RNA of Diabrotica balteata, 210 nucleotides long. Lineage: Eukaryota; Metazoa; Arthropoda; Insecta; Coleoptera; Chrysomelidae. The record is from the annotation of a GenBank genome assembly.
AUGGACGUGGAUGGGAGGGAUCAAUACGAAUAUCCUAAAAUGGUUAGUAAAUUCGUAAGUGUAAAGUCCGGCAACGACAUGAAUACUGAGAGAUGCGUGGAAAGCAUAAUCAGAAAUAGAUUUCAGUUCGAAGACAGAAACACGAAGAAAGAAUUAAAGGAAAUGGAAAUACUUCAAAAAAUGAAGGAGCUGGAGUUAAGGAGGAGAUAA